Molecule: messenger RNA, 2856 nt
Organism: Oncorhynchus mykiss (rainbow trout)
Lineage: Eukaryota; Metazoa; Chordata; Actinopteri; Salmoniformes; Salmonidae
Source: RefSeq, a predicted model, not a curated record
ACUUUCCCUUUAAUAAAGAGGCGUUAGAAAAAUACAAAGGAUCCAUCCAACACAUUUGGUGUGUCAUAGUGGUCUCUGACUUCUGGUCAUUCUCGCUCAGGCGGACAAACUUAAACUUGCACAAUUCUUCAACGCUGAAUUGAAUGAAAUUGAGAAAACAAAGUGUCAAUAUAUUUUUUCACAAACAUCGAUUCUGAAUUUAAAAGUAAUUUGAGAAGUAAUCUAGUUUUUCAAAAUAAUCUGUAAUCUGAUUGCAAUAUUUUAGCUGGUAAUGUAAUUACACAUCAGUCAUGAAUUGCAGUGCUUUGUGAUAUGCUUAGUGAGAGAGAGAGAGCAUAACAAUAUAACAAAUGACUUCCUGAAAGACAUUAGAGCUGUUUCACUACUGGACUGACAUUGGUCCAUCCAAUCUGAUUCCUCAUUCUGUUCCGUUCCGUUAUAGACACAGGCCAACAUUAACCACAUAGAGACACAGAAGGAGGUAUCUAACUCUGUUCUUGUUCUGAGAAGUAAACAUGUCUGUGCUGAAUCUCUCGUCCAUCCACCUAUUGCUUCUCUUCUCCUCUCUGUCUGGAGUAGAUGGCUAUUUUGGACACUUUGAGAUGAGGUGUCGGUUCAGCUCCGAGGAGCCCCGUGAUAUUGAGUUUCUGCUGCAGGUCUACGGCAACAAGAAGUUACUGGGACAAUACAACAGCACAACAGAGAAAUGUACGGUCUACACACAAUGGAUGAAGAACUUCACUGAAACGGCCUGCAAAGGCCCUGCUUUUCUGGCCGCGAGGAGAGACGAAAUUAAGAAAUACUGCAGCAGCAACGUUCCUGUGGUGUAUGGGUACUUACUAGAUAAGGCAGUUGAGCCCUACGUCAGGCUGAGGUCAGUCGAGCCGUUCAGUACCAGACACCUGGCCAUGCUCGUGUGCAGCGCCUACGACUUCUACCCCAAACCAAUCAGAGUGACGUGGCUGAGGGACGGACAGGAAGUGACCUCAAAUGUGACUUCCACAGAGGAGCUGGUCAAUGGGGAUUGGACCUACCAGAUCCACUCGCACCUGGAGUACACACCCACACCUGGAGAGAGAAUCGCCUGUAUGGUGGAGCACUUCAGCCUCACUGAGCCCAAACUGUAUGACUGGGACCCCUCCAUGCCGGGUCCUGAGAAGAAUAAGAUGGUGAUCGGGGCCUGUGGGCUGCUGCUGGGGGUGGUCUUUAUAGCAGCUGGACUGAUCUACUACAGGAAGAAAUCUACUGGCGAGGAGACACAGGCUAUUCUAUGUCACAACAACCAAAUACUUUUCAAGUCCAAAUUUGAAAUGCAACUUUAUCUUUUUCGUUCUCUUUCAGAAGGACGAGUGUUGGUGCCGACCAUGGCGCUGCCAGAAAUUUAUGGCACCAUCUAGUGGUUCUGCCUUCUGAAGGUUGUGAUCUGAACCCACUUAAUUAGUCUGGGUACCAGUCUUUUUAGCUAACAUUCCACUCCUUGUUGCCUUUUCCGUGACAUAUGCCAAGGAGGUCAAGUAGUGGAAUGUCAGCUAAAAAGACUGGUACCCAGACUACCACUUAAUCAUUCCAAGCACAAUGUCUUCUCAGUCUCCCAGGCCUUUUGCAUUGGAGGAGAGGUUGCAGCCAGAAACUCCCAAGGCCCUUCUAUGGGGAUCAGAAUCCCGGCAUUCUGAUCAAGAGUUUACCACCGAGUGGCCAACUUGAUCAAAUCUAUGUCCACAUCCUGUGCGUUUGAGACGUUAGAUCUAGGAUAUGAUUUUGUAAGGAAUUUUCAGAUGCGACAAACAAGAUUGGUUUAUGGAAUUGUUCAUCCUUAGGUUUUGAUUCUAAUUCUUGUUUCUAUUGGCAACUGAUGUUAUUGUUAACUUGGCUUUGUCUUUUAUUAAAAUAGUUUUAUUUUGCAGUUUUCAUUUGUUUGGGUAUUUGUUGAUAGAUUCGCAAGGGGUAGGCUAGACGCUGCCAGAUCUUACAACACCUAGAUAGGUAUUUUACCUUUCAGCUAACCACAUAUGUUAUAGCAAUCUGACAGUCGAUGACAAGUCGAUGGACACAGUCGACAGUCGAUGACGUGGCAUGCAACCGUUCGUUGAUUCAUGCAACGUCUUAGCAGUGGAAAGCAACCAUACCGUCUGAUAUUCCACGUCUUUCAGCCAAUCAGCAUCCAGAAGCCAAACUACCCAGUUUAUAAAUGUCUAUAUUAGUGAAAAGCUAUAUAAGGCUAUAAGUCAAAUUACUUCCUCUCAUGCUUUCCCUUCCUUCAUGGACACUUAUGCAAAAAAUAAAAUAAAAUAAUGAAAGCCAUUUGAAAGUAAACAUCCUCCAUAUUGUUUUCACUCAUCCUUUGCUUUCAGAUCAGUGCAAAUCAAGGAAAGGAGGCUAAGAAACAGGAAAGGAGGCUAGGCUAGGACAUAGGAAAAGAGGUUAGGCUAGGUCACAGGAAAGGAGGCUAGGACACAGAAGUCUAGCACCAGCAGACACGCCGUGCCAGAGGAUUGGUUUGCGUUCCAGGUCAUCUUUUUUUGCAGUCACAAUUUGCUCAAUAAGAUUGCUGUAUCUUAUUCAUGUGGUUCCUGAUCCUUUCUACAGUCCAGACGUUGUUCCUGUGGUUCUACAGUCCAGACGUUGUUCCUGUAGUUCUACAGUCCAGACGUUGUGACGCUCAUCUAAAAAGCGUGACUGCAGAAAAAGAUGACAUACAAGUUGGAAGACAACUUGAAAGUAAAAUGUCAAUUUCAAAAAAUAUAUCAAUGCAACUUUUUCCAUUCCGAGCAGACACAGAUUGUAUAACUGCAUAAUUUAAUCAUUUAUCAUUUUGUACAUACCCGUAUUUAAAAUGUCUCCUUCACUCUGUGCAUG